This is a messenger RNA of Grus americana (Whooping crane), 7522 nucleotides long. RefSeq names its product platelet derived growth factor subunit A (gene PDGFA). Gene Ontology annotation, molecular function: platelet-derived growth factor receptor binding; growth factor activity. NCBI's taxonomy places the organism in Eukaryota, Metazoa, Chordata, Aves, Gruiformes, Gruidae. Bases 1024 to 1737 code for a protein of 237 amino acids. The record is from RefSeq and is a predicted model, not a curated record. The transcript has 7 exons. Gene Ontology annotation, cellular component: membrane. Gene Ontology annotation, biological process: positive regulation of ERK1 and ERK2 cascade; positive regulation of MAP kinase activity; platelet-derived growth factor receptor signaling pathway.
GCUGCAGCUGGCGGCAGCCCCCGGUACUUGUUGUUUGUGGGUUUGGUGCCGGAGCACCGGGAGGAGGGACGGGGGAGGCGCAUGGCAGGGAGGGGAGCGGUAUAUGCUGCUCCUCGCCGGAGCCACGCUCCAGACAGGCCACCGCUUCGGAGCGAGCCCGGGAAUCCUCCUCCCUCUGCCAGGAGUUGCAGUUCGUCUCCGAUCCCCUUGGGAUUUAAACCUUCCUGCAUAUAUAUAUAUAUAUAAAUUUUUUUUUCCUUCCUCCUCCUCCUCGCUUUUUCUCCCGUGCAAAGUGGAGAAGGAACUGCACCAAGGCAGUCCGCGAGAUCUUGCAAUAUUGCUCCGAUUUAUCACUGCUAUUAUUCGUAAUUAUUAUUUUUAACCUCACCCCAGCCGGGGAGGGAAGCGGGACCGUUCUCAGCAAGAGAAACAUUUCGAUCCGUACCAAUAAAGAUUUUUUUUUUAAUUUUUUUUUUUAAUAAUUUUUUUUCCCUUUUUGAGAAAGGGGGAGAGGGUGGAGGGCAAGCAUAGCGGGGUGGGGGAGAAGCCGGCAAAUAGAGAAACCCCUCAGUCCCGGCGCGGAGCGGGAGGCCGCGGCGGCGGGGGGGAGGCGGGCCCCAGCGCCGCCCGCCGCGAGGGGGGCCAGCCGCCCCAGACAGGUGAUGGGCGUUUCGGCUGCGCUCCGGAUCGACUCCUUGGGUUUCACUUUGGUCUGAUCUAAGCAAAUAUGCAGAAGUACCGGCUGGUCUAGUCCUAAGAGCCAAGAGGAGCGAGCGAGAGGAGCAGAAAGGAGAGCAGCCACGCUCCCGUAGCGAGGGGAACAUACAAACAGCGGCAGCGCCGUAAUUAACCCACCGCCGCCCCGAGGCAGCCCCGACCCACCCUGGAUGCGGAGGACCCCCGAGCCACCCCGCUGCCUUUCCCCUGAGGGAUGGUACUGAAUUUCUGCGCGGCAGGAGCCGGCCUGCAGCUCCUCUCCAUCAGCGUUGCUUUCCCUCCGUGUCUAAAGUGCACUAGACCGCGAUGAGGACCUGGGCUUGCGUUUUGCUGAUAGGUUUUGGCUACCUGUCCUUUACCUUCUCCGAGGAGGCCGAGAUCCCGCAGGAGCUCAUCGAGCGGCUGGCGCACAGCGAGAUCCACAGCAUCCGCGACUUGCAGCGCCUCCUGGAGAUUGACUCCGUAGGAUAUGAUGAUGUUUCAGAAACAAACUUGAGAUCUUAUAGUGUUCAUUCUGCUAAACAUGUGCAAGAGAAUCGUCCUGUGCCCAUUCGCAGAAAAAGAAGCAUUGAGGAAGCCAUCCCGGCUGUCUGCAAAACACGGACGGUUAUAUAUGAGAUACCUCGGAGUCAGAUUGAUCCCACCUCUGCCAACUUCCUGAUAUGGCCACCCUGCGUGGAGGUGAAACGUUGCACUGGCUGUUGCAACACCAGCAGCGUGAAAUGCCAGCCAUCGCGGAUACACCACAGAAGUGUCAAGGUGGCAAAAGUGGAAUAUGUUAGAAAAAAGCCAAAAUUAAAAGAAGUUCUGGUGAGAUUAGAAGAGCAUAUGGAAUGCACCUGUACAUCAUCAAAUACUAAUUCAGAUUAUAGAGAAGAAGAAACUGGCGAGACCGAGGCAUGGAGAAAUGACUGUGCAAGGUCACACAGCAAGGCUAUGGCAGAACCAGGGAUAGGACUCAGAUCUGAGUGCUCAUCCAGUGCCCUAAAUCACACGACCAUCUUCCCUUUCCAAGAAUGAAUCCUUGCACCCUUAGAGCUAAAUACUGAAAAGAUUGAGGGUGGUGCUGGUUUAAACUGAAGACCAGGGAAGUUUCAAGAGGCCAGAUUUUCUGCUAUGGGCCCUGUUCUGCUGGAGCCUGUUGCCCAGCUGUGCCUGCUGUGUGGGGCCAGAGAAGGAGGGAGAGAUGCCGCAGCCAUUCAGGGAAGCCAAGAUAUACCUCCUCGUGCUCAAACGGUCCUGCCUGAAGACGCAUCCUCCCUGGCCGCCACCAAGCACUGCAGUUUCCCCCUUUCCCCCUUGCCUUGAGGGCUGAUGUUUCCCUGAUGCCAACAUGUCCCUCAUGCAGAGGAGGAUCUCAUACUGUGGUUGAGGAGAUGUGGUAUCUGCUUGACAGCAAGAUUACCGUGCAGAGUGAGGGCUCUGCUCAGGCACUUGGGAGUGAAGACACUUCUUGCUCCAAACUCACUCACAGUAAAGUAAGCUGCUCAGAGGUCUCCUUGGAGCCAGGAAGCUGCUCAAAAACAUGUUCUGGAUUUGAAUUCCCCUUGACUGCAGUGGGUUUCCACAGCAAAAAUGACAGAAGCAAUUUAUCACAGAUAGAGUGGUUUCUUCAGCAGGCCAUGUACGAGUCCUGCAGGUUAAUGCUCAGCUUGUGUACUUUACUGAUUGCCAUAAAUGCUGCUUUUAAAUCAAAUAGUCACUAUGUAUUCAGGGAUAUCUGUUUCUCUUCCAUGUGCUUCAGAAGAGCUUGCCUAACAGCUUGUAUCCAUUUGUUGUGAAGAGCCUGCCCGCCGAUCCAGAAUGGUUAGGCUAUGUCUGCAUCUCUAAUGAGGGUUUGGGGACCUUGCAGCUGGUGUUAGCAAGUGCAAAUGUUUCCCAUUAGCUCCCUGCGUUCCCCUAAGUUGUGAUUCAGCAAGAGAGUCAGUGGAAAGCUGAACUUGAGGCAUGUGAGAUGUUUCUUUGAAGUUACUCGUGCUUAAAGUUAGGCGUGAUCUGAGUUGGCUUGCUAAGCUGAGGCCCUGAAGAGCCUACUGUGCUAUCACAGUGUAAGCUUAGUCUUUUCCUUUCAUGCAUUGCCUGGAGUGAUGCUAGUUUCAGAAGUGGUCUGCAGCCUUUCAGUAAACUAUUCCAUAGCAUUGAGGGAAAGCUUUAACUAUUCAGUGGCUUUCUACCAGCAAGCUCAGCUCUACUAGAAAGCCCAUAGCAACGCCUGCCCUCUCUGGGCUCUGAAGUCUCUUUCUUCCUUAUUUCUUCAGCAUGUUUCUUUUCUAAGGCAAGUGAAAAAAACCCAAUCUCAAAAUAGUACCUUAAAAAGGUGGGAAAUUAAGCAGAUCAUAUAAUCUUGAUUCCUUUAUCUCACUUAAUUAAGGAGAAGUUUGCCACUAGUGAUCUGGUAUUUCCUAAAACAAGCAUACAUGAAGAACUCUUUGAGCAACUUCAAAAGAGUUUUCAGGCUAGAUCAGGAAAAGAUAAAACCAGAAGUGGAAACUUCUAAUACACUUUAUAGCUCAUUACUUACAGGAAGUACAUUGUUGCAUAGGAUACUAAUGAAUUCUGCAGGAUGAGGUUUCCAAAUGGGAAAAAAAAAAAAAAAAGACACCUUCUGUAUCUUAGAGGGAAGGUCUCAGGGCUUUUGCAAUUAGGAUAGUUAUGCAGUGGAUGGGUACGGUCAUUUUACCAGGAAAGGUUCUACCUCUGGGAAAAGGCUUUUUAAACUUUAAAGUUUGAAUUUCUGUAGCAACUUCCUGGUCUAGCUGUGAAAAGUGAUAAAGCGAAUGGUGAAAGUCUAUCUUGUUUUCAGUUGCCCUACUCUGCACCCUAGGAGGCAGAAAUAGUGCAUUGCAUCUAGCUAGCUCCAGGCAGGACAGCAGGAACACAUUUGAAUGGCUAAGGAUGAACAUGGUGAAGUUGGUGCUGAUGAUCUCAAUCAGGUAGUGAGGCCAGCAAAGUGAGAACAGCAAAAUGGAUACUCAGAUUUACCAGUGACACUUACUUGGAAAAUUAGUAUUUGCCAGACUCUUAAUUAACUCAACUGAAGAAGUAAUCCUAAAAUCCUGCUUUUGGACAAGGGCCUGAAGCCCAAGCUGCUGGAUUUACUCUAAGUGAGUUGAUGCUCUCAGAAGUGUUGUGAAACAGGAAUAUUUCAUAUUUGUAAAGCACCCAGAGAUCCUACAGAUGACAAGAAACAGUUUUCUACUAUUUAAAGAGUUCCCUGGUGUGAGCAGCCCCCUCACUGGUGACUAGAGAGCUGAGGGGUUGUGCCCCAGACACAGCUGGUGUGUUCGAGUCCAGAUGUGCUGUCCCUGGGUCAGCACCAACCGGUGCUGGGUGCACCUCUGUCACGAGCAGGGCACUGCACACAUGCCGGUUACCUUGCUGUCCUCUGCCACGGGGGAUAUGUCUGUCCGCCAGCUCUCCUAUUUCACUCAGAUUGUAAAGAUAGUUUUGCUGUAUGUAUGAACAUAUUUUAGGCAGCAAGGCAUUUCCAUCAGGACUGAAGCACAUGGGUGGUGAAGCUUGAGUAUUUUUUUCUUCAGUACAGGCAAGAUAUUUAAAUGUUGGGUUAUUUGCUCUUUGUAUCUUUAGGCACCCAGAUACUUCUAAACUUGUGGUCGCUGGAAAGCUGUCUUAUUGAAAAGGAAGAGGUGUUUGCCCUUGUGAAAGUUUCUACUCAUGCUUGAAAGUGAGAUUUGGACUCCUAAGUCACAAAGAUGCUUUUGCAAAUGUAUCUGUCUUUCUGUUUCUUUAUAAAUCGACCUGCUUGGCCUGAACUGAAUGUUUAAAUAAUAAACAGCUGAAGGACAGUCCAAUUGCUUCUUUCUGAGUGUUUCCCUUAUGAAGCGCUUGGGGUCACAUGGCAUCUGUUCUGACCUGAAGGACCUGCUUUCUGGAGGCUUUUUUACGAUGCUAACAAACCCCACAUUUUAACUAGCCGUUAAAUAAGCCAGUCAGUGGUAACUAUUCAGGACAGGAUUAGAAGAGUAUUCUUACUGGGAUACAAGAUGGCUCUGUCCAUGUGCUGGCCAGGGAUGAAGGGCUGGAAAACUGUGUGGUGGAAGAGACUAUUAAUGUGAUUUUCCACGACUUUCCUUGCAGCUGCAUUUUUGAGGAGAGAGAGAGAGAUGGCUAGGCUUGCAGUAACAUGUUGUGCCGUCAUAAAUGCUACAGCCACCAUCUGUUUCCAGCCCACGACUUGAAAGAAAACUGAGCAGUAAUCUUAUAAUUCACAUGAGCAUUUUACACUUGUGAACCCUUCCCAACCUUUGUCUAAUAAUGAGGGGAGUGCAUGGUGCUAAGGUUUGUAUUUUUCCUGCACGUAUUAGUGUUUAUUUGUAUGUCUCUCUCUGUUUUGUUGUCUUGGGUUUUGUUUUUUUCCACGGGCCCAUAAAAAAAUUUCUCUGGGAGGAAAAUCAUAUCAGUUCCAGGUCAAAAGAAACAUAAUAGAGGCGAAAUCCCAAUUCCAUUGACCUUGCUGGCAAAAUUCUCCAGGAGGAGGUGCAUUUAACAUUCCUGGCUGUGUCUGCUGCAGUUACUUGUUGAAAAGACAGACAGACAUUAGAAAGUGAAGAGGCAGGUUGCUGAACUGCCCUUUCCCUGCAGAAACAGAGCUGCUAGAAUAGCUGGACAUGCGCAUUUGAGACCCGCACCAUCAGAUAGGAUGGUAAUGGUAGGUUGGAUUUUAAUGAAAACAAAUUCUUCUGCUAAUCUUCGCUUCGGGCUGGCCCUCCACGGGAUUAAGGAUACCACCUGCUGUGCCAAAGACAUGCUCAGGUUGGGGCUGCUGGUGGGUGGGAAGAACACAACCAUCUGAGAGUGACGCUGGAGAGAUCGAAGUCUGCCCUGUUGCAAUGCCCUCAGGGAAGCCAAAGAGUUGAGAUCAUUUAGUUGAUGAAAAUACUGCUCCCCUCCAGCCUGCAAAGCAAGGCUGACAUCAUUAAGGAUUUCUUUGUGACUGUUCUGCAAAACCAAGGGCUGCUCUUUCUCUGGGCCUCCUCUCGUCUUUGGACCCAAUUUGCACACCUCCUCCUAGCACGGCCAAACUGCCUGAAUGAACUCCUGCUGUCCUCUGGCCUUAGAAACAAUGACUUUCAUCAUCUCAACCAGACUGCAGAGCAGUUUAAGGAUGAAAGGGCUUCUCAUUUCCUAUAUCCCUCUGCUGCUAGAACUAUAAAUCCUUGACGGACUGAGUUUAUAGCAAACGGCUACUGCAAGCAAGUGAAAUUUAUUUUGUGUUGUCAUAUGUAUGAUCAAACUGUCCAAGAAGUUGCCAAACGAAGAACUGAGCUGCUGAUGGGCAACCAAUUCUAUCACUUCUCAUUUUAUUUAAAAAAUAAUAAAUAACUAUCAAUCAAAGGAACUUAUUUUGACAUGUGCUACCUGUCGGGUGAUCCUCAGUAUCUCCAAGAUGUGUCUGUAAGUGGAAGAAAGCUGCCAGCUGUUGCCAGGUCCAGCAGACAUGACCUGAAGUUCCACCAGGAAAAGGUUUGUGGGCUCACUAGGGUUGGGGACAGGUUAAAGGAAAAUUCCCUUUUUUAGCACUACUUGUUGUUCUGGAUGUGUUUGUUCAGGUAGCAAGGGUGCACAGAGACCACAUCCAGCUGCGUUGAACUCUGCUUGAAUCAAUGGCAAAGCCUCACUGACCUGUAUACGGCAGUGGUCUGUUUUCUGUCUUGCAGUUUGAUCAAGGACGGAUUGUUGGUGGAUCUCUGGGAUCUCAAAAACUGGCCCGUGUCUAUUUUGGUGCCUUGUGAUGGUAGAUGAACUAAAAAGGAGAUAGUAGAAAUGCUUCAAGCUGAUGAGGUCUGAAUCACAUAUAUUUCUGUAUAAUUUUCUUACAGAGCGAAUAAGCCUGGAAAGUUACCGUAUUUUUAUUUUUUAUCUAAUUAAUUAUAUCUGGGAGUGUUGGGAGCUGUCAUAUUAAACAGCCUUUCCCCACUUCCUCCUGUCAUCCUGCCGGAUUCGAUCCCUGCAGCCUCCCACCCCCUCGGCUGUAGUUUGAGGCCACAUCUGGAGCGUCUGCCCUGCACACGUGCUGUAGGAGCCUUCUCCCCGCUCCCCCCGCUGGCACACACGCCGUGGCUUUGGUGUCCGUGGAGUUAUAAGCAUCUUUCCUGACGGCUGUUGUUGCGUGAGAGUGAAAGAGAGAGGGCACGGGAAGGGCAAUGGCAGGGAAGGCUUCUGACACAAAAUUCCCAGGAACAGGAUUUGCACAUUUUAUGACUGUUCAGAUGGAAAUGCAACAGAGCUGAAUUAUUACUCCUUAAUCCUGCUUUCUCACUUUCCUCCCGGCAGCCUCCUCCCCUCCAGCUUAGGUAAUACAGAAGCUUAUAAACAAAUCCCACCGCAUGAAAAAUAGCAAAGGGGGGAAAAGAAAAAAAAAAGACCUGGGUUAGGGCUGUGAUGGAUAGACAGGUGGAAGGCAGGCACCAGAAGGGAGGAUGAAUGGUAGAAGCCUUUGAUGGAAACACUAAAGAGCUAUUGAAAAUCCAAGGGGUGGGGGGAGGGAGGAGAAAGAAUAGCAGGAGGAGGGAAAGCAGGGGAGCUGUGCCCCCCUUCCCCCUCCCUCUUUCUCAGGAUGUUGAAAGUAUUUGUCCUCCGUUACAAAAUGAUUGAACUGCCGCCAGGCCAGGCCACCCUUCCAGCCAUUGCACUGGGAAACUGGCACUUCUGAAAGCCUCGUCGCCUCUCAAAUUUUAUAGCUUUCCCAUUUUGUGGGAGUUUUUGUGUUGUGCUACUUGCAGGAUUGUUUUCAGAUUUGCCACGUAUCAAAGAAACUAUGUUUUGUUGCUCUGACAAACACAGA